AUGACGGGAAAGGUACAAGACAAGUCCAAAGACAGGAAGACCCGAGGAAAGUUUAACGACGGCCUUUCCGCGGAAGAACGCAAGAAGCGUUACGACAGUAAGGCAUGCCUCCGAUGCGGUGAAGUAGGACACUUCCGCAAGGAUUGCCCGAAGAACGAAGUCAGACAAGGAGCGGUCAAGAUUGGGAUGAUUCGGAUACCAACACCAUACCCAACUGAGGAACUGGACGAGACCCUCAGCGACCUAGACCUGUACGAUGAAGCAAGACAAGCCACGGACGAGGCCUUUGAGCUAGUACAAGAGGCAAUAGGACUCCAAGACUUCAAGUGGGACAACCCACUACCGACAGAUUGGCAGGUUGAAGGGGCAGAAGUACUACGCCGCCUAAGAAACCAACAGUGCUGGAUUUGUGGACUAAAUCAACACCAAGCCAACGAUUGCGAUAUCGACGGACGAAUCACAGUCACGGGACCCCGUGCAGAGGAGAUUGCCUGCAGGGCUGCCCAGGAACAACCCAGGUUCAAGGAACCUGAUGACGAGGAAACGCCUCGGACGUUCAAGGAACGAAUGGAGCAACACGAGCGCCUAUGUUGGGUCGACUGCCCAAGACAGUGUGAUUACCACUUGAGGAAGCGAGAGGAGACCAGGGACAACGAGGACGAUUGCUGCCACACCAACCUAUGGCAUAACGAGUGUCGUGUACCGCAUUGCUAUAUGCACCAGCCAGGAGAAAAGGAGGCUCACGAAGAGCUGUGCUGGAUCAAGUGCACGAUCAAUUGCCAGUUCCAUCGGGAACAACGACGGAAAGCUAGACGGGUAGACGACUACUACCAUAGCACGAUAUCCGCCGAGGAAUGCAUCGCGAAGAAUUGCCGGAUGCAUCGAGGGCAAGAAGCCAGGGUCACGAAGGACCAAUUGCCCAAGACACAGAGGAAGCUGGAACCAAAGAAAGGGACUGCGAAGAAGGAGAUACCUCACCGCAAUGUCCAUUGGAGCUUCUGUUACGACGACCAGUGUACGAUACACUAUUCCGCCAAGGCAGGCGAAGGCUACUUUCCUACGCAGAGGAAAGGUAGGCAGUCAAAAAACUAGGAUGCCACCAGGGACAGGGUCACGCUGGUAAAGGCAGUCCUAAAACGACCCUCAAGCAAGUACAGGAG
Messenger RNA from Bipolaris sorokiniana ND90Pr, 1160 nucleotides. RefSeq lists its product as uncharacterized. The coding region runs from base 1 to 1092 and encodes 363 amino acids. The record is from RefSeq and is a predicted model, not a curated record. Gene Ontology annotation, molecular function: nucleic acid binding; zinc ion binding. NCBI's taxonomy places the organism in Eukaryota, Fungi, Ascomycota, Dothideomycetes, Pleosporales, Pleosporaceae. The transcript has a single exon.